UUAAAUCGUAACAAAUUAAUGAUUUAACUGGGACAAACGAAAUCAAAACAAUGUUUUGUUUAUUACUGUUAAUUAUCACAAACAUCUGUGGGGCGAGCGUGUUCCAGAACCGCGUAGAUCACGGCGAGUUCUACAGGAAUAGAUCGUCGUCGAAGGCGCUGAGCUUCUCGACGAGCUACUUAAAUCAGAACUUCGUGUCGAGGGGGAGUGAGAAGGAGAGUGUGCAGUGCGGGACGCGGACGGUGGACUUCACGCUGCGGCGCGGGAAAAUCGUGGGCGGCUCCGAGGCGCCCUACGGGGCUUUCCCCUGGCAGGUGGACAUCCAGAUGUUGGACGUGGACAAGCUGAACUUCGAACACCACUGCGGCGGCGCCGUGCUGGCCGAGCGCCUCGUGCUCUCCGCCGCCCACUGCUUCGACCGGCAACCCCUAGAGCUGGAGCAUAUCCGCCUGCUGGUGGGUCAGCACCGCCUCAACCUGCAGGACAAGCACGAGCACCGCUUCCUCGUCGACAAGGUCGUGCCGCACCCUGACUUCAGGAAAGAAGGCCCGCACAGCCACGACAUCGCGCUGGUGCUGGUGGCGCGGUCCGGCGGCGGCGUGCGCUUCGACAGCCACGUGCGGCCCAUCUGCUUGCCAGCGGAAGACGCGCCCAUAGCGCCCGGCGCCUGGUGCGCCGUCAGCGGCUGGGGAUACCAGUCAGAGGGUACAGAAAGCUUCGCGCCGGUAUUGCGCGCGGCCGCGGUGCCGAUCCUUGAACUGAGCACGUGCCGCAAGAGCCAGGUGCUUGGUGGCCGCCAACAGCCUAUACUAGACUCCAUGCUUUGUGCCGGUGUUCUGUCAGGCGGCGUGGACGCAUGUCGGGGCGACAGCGGGGGUCCGCUGGCGUGUGCGACGGGGGGCGGGGGCUGGCAGCUGCGGGGGGUGGUGUCGUGGGGGGCGGGGUGCGCGAGGCCCGGCCGCCCCGGCGUCUACACGCGCGUUGCCGCCUACCUACCCUGGCUGAAACGCGCAGCGCAGGCGCUUGGACAGAAGCUGUAGACCUGGCAUGUGCUACUGGCCUGGUGCCUCGGCAGAACCUCUGGAUCAAUUUAGCUUGUCUUAUCUCUAGCUUGAUAUUUGGACUAAGCGCUAGUUCUACUUUGCCUGAGUUUUAAAGUAGCCAGGCGCCCGGGCAGAAGCCUUACCUCUUGGCUUGCGUGCGUUGCAGCUCUCUGUCCAGCCAGGAUAGUGUCAACGCACGCGGGGCUUGCACAGAAGCUAUAGCAGCCAUGUCAGUGUUUUUUAGCUCAUUUACUGUAUUGUGUGUAAUUCAAAUCUCAGAUAUUUUAACUAAUUAUAUUUCAGGUACCUAGAGAACUUUUUGUUGAGUCGAUAUUGUAAAAGUGAGCACACUUACUAUUAGUUUUGUGAUUAUCAUUUUGAUUAGUUCCAAGUUCCAACUAUCCGGUUCAGAAUUCUAAAUGUAAAAUCAGUCGUUAACAUUCCCCAUAACGACCACAAUAAGACGUAUUAGUUACAAUGUGAAUCUACCUUGAACCGGCUUAUAAACAAUUCAAGUCAAGUGUCAACAAUGUUUUCGCCGCCUCAUGUAUCAUCGGAAAUA
Molecule: messenger RNA, 1605 nt
Organism: Aricia agestis (brown argus)
Lineage: Eukaryota; Metazoa; Arthropoda; Insecta; Lepidoptera; Lycaenidae
Product: tryptase-like
Exons: 6
Coding region: 51-1040 (329 amino acids)
Biological process (GO): proteolysis
Molecular function (GO): serine-type endopeptidase activity
Source: RefSeq, a predicted model, not a curated record